GGGUCACAGGUCCUACCGCGCUUCACCAACGUCGGUCCUUCAUUUCACACAGUUGCAGGAAGAGUCCUUUGCAAAAAUUCAUCAGAAAGGCUGCCAGAAAUGGAAGCGAAGCUUCGUGUAAUAAUUGAUGACCGGAUUGAGAAGCUGGUUCUACCAUCAGGGAUCCCCCAAACAGUGCAGGAGCUGCAAAGUGUUGUGAAGGAUACCUUUGGUAUUGCAGAUGACUUCAGUCUUCAGUAUAUGGACUCAGAAUUUGAAGACUACUUUACUCUUAAUAGAAGUGACCAAAUCAAACACAAAGACACCAUAAAGGUUGUUCCCGCUGCUCCAGUUGUUCUUGACUUGGUUCCACUUGAAAGUUUUGGCAGCCCCUCUGUACAGCACUCAACUGACUGUGACUCUGCAUCAUAUGCAGAGUCGAUUGCUUCAAAUGCAGAGUCUAGUGGAACAUCAUCUUCACAGGACACCAUUAUUCUGAGUCCGCCGAGCACCACUGGACGAUGUCAACCCUGGCCAAAGCUGUUCCCUAUUCCAGUGUUUGCUUAUGAAACUGAGAUGUACCUUGAAAGAGCCACUGAGAACUUCAAGAAGAAUGGAACAUUUAUGACUACCUCAAAGGUCAAGGCAGACAUACUGGAGAAGUUGGCAGAAACUAUUUUUACAUACACAGCUUAUCCAUCAGGUGGACAGAUAAGUGAUGUUGCUGAGGCACUUGUCAAAAAAUAUCCAUGUCUCAAAGAAUCUGGUUCUUUUUCUGGUUACUAUGGCUGGCAACAAAGCUUAAAGUACAAGAUGGCAAAUUAUCACACCAAACUGCGAGGCUUUGGUGUACCUGAGGUCCUGUGCAAUGCAGUUAAACACAAGAGCCCUGCUGACCAGAAAUCUGCCAAGAAUGUUAAGAAGCCCAGAAAGGCAGAGGUAAAUUAUCUCCCUCCAUACCCACCAGGAGAGGAUAAGGACAGUCAGGAAGAAGAGAGGAUUCAGUUGCUCACUGAAGUGAAGAAAAAAGACAAUGAGAAGUUGAUCAAAGAAAAAAUGGCUAAAACAUUUGCACACAGACGUCAUGAAAUCGUCAGCCUGUCACCCAGCAUUGAGGACAUCAAAGCUAGAUGGCCUGCUCUGUUUCAGGCCUCUCAUGUAAUAAUUUUGCAUUAA
This is a messenger RNA of Melanotaenia boesemani (Boeseman's rainbowfish), 1155 nucleotides long. RefSeq lists its product as uncharacterized. The record is from RefSeq and is a predicted model, not a curated record. NCBI's taxonomy places the organism in Eukaryota, Metazoa, Chordata, Actinopteri, Atheriniformes, Melanotaeniidae. Bases 100 to 1155 code for a protein of 351 amino acids. The transcript has 3 exons.